AUGAGGUCAGCGGCCGCCGACAGGCGACUGCUCGUGUUUUGUGCGUGCGCUUGCUGGCUGGCGUCGCCCACCGUCAGCCAGGAGGCCUGGCGCCGUCGACGUGACCAGAGCGCGGCGCCCGCUCAGUUCUCCGGGGAGAGACGCAAGGCGGCGCCACUCGCCGAAACCGACCUGCUCUGGGACCCGCUUCUGUACAAUAUGUUCGAGGUGCUCAUCUCUUCUCUGGACAACAAGUUCAAGCGCGUCGACACGAUCGAGAGGGCCAUCCACAUGGUGAUGCGCCACAUGGAGAUCAUGGACGGCCGGCUCCAGGAGAGCAACAACAUGACGGCCAAGAUCCUCAGCAGAGUGGAGCGGCUGGAGGAGCAGCUGAGCGGCGCCGGCGCCAGCCCCGUGCUGCGGCCGACGGCACGCGUGCAGCCGCCGCCAGCCAGCUCGCGCAUAGAGCAGCAGCUAGAUGCGGUGCAGGAGCGCCUGGACCAGUUGCAGCAGGCGCUGGACGGCCUGGAGACGCAGGCCGCGCCGGAGCGCAGAUCGUCGUCGCAGCGGCAGGCGGCCAGCGCGCGCAACGCGCACGAAGCGGCCAGCACGCGCUCCGCGCAGGUGAAGCGCGCGCCGGGUCGCGGCCGCGGACGCACCACGCAGGACGUCUCCCACCAGCUGGUCAAGGACGCCGAGAAGAUGGUGCAGGUGGUGAACGAGGUCCGCGGCAAGGUGGUGGCCAUGGACACCAAGCUGAACUUCCACAUGGGCCAGAUGUCGGACAACCUCUCCGACGUCAUCAAGUCCGUGUCGGCCGUCUCCGGCGUGCUGCUGGAGGAGCCGCGCGAUAACAGCACGGCGCCGCGCUCCAAGCUGGACGUACUGGUCAACAAGAUACAGCCGCUGAUGGACGUCUCGUCCAAGAUGGACGAGGUGUGGAACGUGGUGGUGGGCACCAAGUCCUCGAUCGAUGACCUGGUACCCAAGUCCGACGAGCUCAUCCACACGACCAGCCGCCAGGAGCGAGCAAUCAACGACAUCCACAGCGACCUGCAGGAGCGCACCAAGCAGAUCAUCGACAACCUCGGCAUGGUGGAGCAGCGGCUCAACACGCACGGCGGCUCGGCGCGCGGCCACGCCGACGGUGGCGCCGCUGACGAGAAGCAGCGCGUGACGACGGGCGUCUACGGCGUCGGCGGCCGCGCCACCGACAACAGCAAGCGCUUCAUCCGCCCGGUGGCCUUCCCCACCCGGCCCACGACGGCCACGGCACCGGUCAGCCGCUCCCGGCUCGACAAGGAGGCUCCAUUCGACCUGCUGGACCAGCAGUUCCUGGAGGCGUUCAAGAACUACACGGCGACCGAGCCGGCGACGACUGCGGCACCCGUGCCGCGCACGGGCAACCGCGGCCGACCCAACGGCAUCGUGUUCCCGGGCCGCGCGCCGCCCGCCCGCAACAAUUCCACCUUCGCCUUCAUCGGCAGCGAGCAGGAGCACAUCAACAUCGGGGGUUACUCGUGCGAGGAGUUCCGCGAAAAGGGUGUCAACAAGUCCGGCGUGUAUUACCUGCGGAUCCACGGCACCAGCUACUGGUACCUGCGCGUCUUCUGUGACAUGGACACGGCCGGCGGAGGCUGGACGGUGGUGCAGAGACGCGACAACUACGACGAGGCCGAACAGCACAGCUUCAACCAGCCCUGGGAGGAGUACAAACAGGGAUUCGGCAACCCCACCAAGGCUUUCUGGCUCGGCAACGAGAACAUCUUCAUGCUGACUAACACCGAGGACUACCAGCUGCGUAUCGAGCUGGAGGACUUUGACGGCGAAACGAGGUACGCUCAGUACCGGAACUUCAAGAUGCACGGCGAGAAGGACAACUACAAGCUGGAGAUCGGCGGCUAUGAGGGUAACGCCGGGGACUCGAUGAACGACCCCUGGUACGGCAGCAAUCUGAGCCCGUUCUCCACCUACGACAGGGACAACGACCGAUCAAGCUUGAACUGCGCCAGCAUGCUGAAGGGCGGCUGGUGGUGGCGCUCCUGCGGCCGCGGCCUCAACGGCCUCUAUCUGACUGACCCGAACGACGUCAUCGCCCGGCAAGGCAUCGUGUGGUACCGCUGGCGGGGCUGGGACUACUCACUCAAGCGGUCCGUCAUGAUGAUCCGGCCCAACCGGCGCGCGACGCCCGCCAGCGCCGCCAGCGCUGCCACCGCCGACACCGCUUGA
Pollicipes pollicipes is the source of this 2208-nucleotide messenger RNA. RefSeq lists its product as uncharacterized. The coding region runs from base 1 to 2208 and encodes 735 amino acids. NCBI's taxonomy places the organism in Eukaryota, Metazoa, Arthropoda, Thecostraca, Pollicipedomorpha, Pollicipedidae. The transcript is spliced from 12 exons. The record is from RefSeq and is a predicted model, not a curated record.